This is a messenger RNA of Elephantulus edwardii (Cape elephant shrew), 3282 nucleotides long. It is a transcript of the gene SEMA5B, whose product is annotated as sema domain, seven thrombospondin repeats (type 1 and type 1-like), transmembrane domain (TM) and short cytoplasmic domain, (semaphorin) 5B. The record is from RefSeq and is a predicted model, not a curated record. The coding region runs from base 1 to 3282 and encodes 1093 amino acids. The transcript is spliced from 21 exons. Lineage: Eukaryota; Metazoa; Chordata; Mammalia; Macroscelidea; Macroscelididae. Gene Ontology annotation, biological process: semaphorin-plexin signaling pathway; axon extension; neural crest cell migration. Gene Ontology annotation, molecular function: semaphorin receptor binding; chemorepellent activity.
AUGGUGGUCCCGGGACCCUUGACUGUCCCCCUGCUGCUGUCCAGUCUCACACUGCUGGUGUUAAACCUCUCCAGCUCCCAGGAUGUCUCCAGUGAACCCCGCAGUGAACAGCAGCUAUGCACCCCGAGGGAGCACCCCAUCGUGGCCUUUGAAGAUCUGAAGCCGUGGGUCUCUAACUUCACCUACCCCGGAGCCCGGGACUUCUCCCAGCUUGCUCUGGAUCCCUCCAGGAACCAGCUCAUUGUGGGAGCCAGGAACUACCUCUUCAGACUCAGCCUUGCCAAUGCCUCCCUCCUUCAGGCCACUGAAUGGGCAUCCAAUGAGGACACGCGCCGCUCCUGCCAAAGCAAAGGGAAGACCGAGGAGGAGUGUCAGAACUACGUGCGCGUCCUGAUCGUCGCUGGCCGGAAGGUGUUCAUGUGUGGGACCAAUGCCUUUUCCCCCGUGUGCUCCAGCAGACAGGUGGGAAACCUCAGCAGGAUCAUCGAGAAGAUCAAUGGCGUCGCCCGCUGUCCCUACGACCCACGCCAUAACUCCACAGCGGUCAUCUCCUCCCAGGGGGAGCUCUACGCGGCCACCGUCAUAGACUUCUCAGGUCGGGACCCCGCCAUCUACCGCAGCCUGGGCAGUGGGCCACCUCUGCGCACUGCCCAGUACAACUCCAAGUGGCUCAAUGAACCUAACUUCGUGGCAGCCUAUGAUAUCGGGCUGUUUGCAUACUUCUUCCUGCGGGAGAACGCAGUGGAGCAUGACUGUGGGCGCACCGUAUACUCUCGAGUGGCCCGCGUGUGCAAAAACGACGUGGGGGGCCGCUUCCUGCUGGAGGACACGUGGACCACGUUCAUGAAGGCCCGGCUCAACUGCUCCCGCCCAGGCGAGGUCCCUUUCUACUACAACGAGCUGCAGAGUGCCUUCCACCUGCCUGAGCAGGACCUCAUUUACGGGGUCUUCACCACCAAUGUAAACAGCAUUGCAGCUUCUGCUGUCUGCGCCUUCAACCUCAGUGCCAUCUCCCAGGCUUUCAAUGGCCCUUUUCGCUACCAAGACAACCCCAGGGCUGCCUGGCUCCCCAUCGCCAACCCCAUCCCCAAUUUCCAGUGCGGGACUCUGCCUGAAGUGGGCCCCAAUGAGAACCUGACCGAGCGCAGCCUGCAGGACGCUCAGCGCCUGUUCCUCAUGAGCGAGGCUGUGCAGCCCGUCACCCCGGAGCCCUGUGUCACCCAGGACAGCGUGCGCUUCUCACACCUCGUGGUGGACCUUGUGCAGGCCAAAGACACGCUCUACCACGUGCUGUACAUUGGCACAGAGUCAGGCACCAUCCUGAAGGCGCUGUCCACCGGCAGCCGCAGCCUCCGCGGCUGCUACCUGGAGGAGCUGCACGUGCUGCCGCCCGGGCGCCGCGAGCCCCUGCGCAGCCUGCGGAUCCUGCACAGCGCGCGCGCGCUCUUCGUGGGGCUCAGCGACGGCGUGCUGCGCGUCCCGCUGGAGAGGUGCGCCGCCUACCGCAGCCAAAGGGCCUGCCUUGGGGCACGGGACCCUUACUGCGGCUGGGACGGAAAGCAGCAGCGGUGCAGCACGCUUGAGGAUAGCUCCAACAUGAGCCUUUGGACCCAGAACAUCACAGCGUGUCCUGUGCGAGACCUGACACGAGAUGGGGGUUUCGGUCCCUGGUCACCAUGGCAACCAUGUGAGCACUUAGAUGGAGACAACUCAGGCUCUUGUCUGUGUCAAGCCCGAGCCUGUGACUCCCCCCGACCCCGCUGUGGGGGCCGUGACUGCCUGGGGCCAGCCAUCCAUAUCGCCAACUGCUCCAGGAACGGGGCGUGGACCCCCUGGUCGUCGUGGGCCUUGUGCAGCACAUCCUGUGAAAUAGGCUUCCAGGUCCGCCAGCGAAGUUGCAGCAACCCCGCACCUCGCCACGGUGGCCGCAUCUGCGUGGGCAAGAGCCGAGAGGAGCGGUUCUGUAACGAAAACACCCCCUGCCCAGUGCCCAUCUUCUGGGCAUCGUGGGGCUCCUGGAGCAAGUGCAGCAGUAACUGUGGGGGUGGCGUGCAGUCUCGGCGUCGGUCCUGUGAGAACGGCAACUCCUGUCCAGGCUGUGGAGUGGAGUUCAAGACUUGCAACCCUGAAGGCUGCCCCGAGGUGCGGCGCAACACGCCCUGGACGCCCUGGCUGCCCGUGAACGUGACGCAGGGCGGGGCGCGGCAGGAGCAGCGCUUCCGCUUCACGUGCCGCGCGCCCCUGCCCGACCCCCACGGCCUGCAGUUCGGCAAGAGGAGGACAGAGACUAGGACCUGUCCAGCGGACGGCUCUGGAGCCUGCGACACCGAUGCCCUGGUGGAUGAUCUCCUGCGCAGCGGGAGCGCCCCUCCCCACGUGGUGAACGGGGGCUGGGCCGCCUGGGGCCCCUGGUCAUCCUGCUCCCGGGACUGCGAGCUGGGCUUUCGUGUCCGCAAGAGAACGUGCACCAACCCAGAGCCCCGCAGUGGGGGCCUGCCCUGUGUGGGCGAUGCGGCCGAAUACCAGGACUGCAACCCCCAGGCUUGUCCAGUCCGGGGAGCUUGGUCUUGCUGGACGUCGUGGUCUCCGUGCUCAGCCUCCUGUGGCGGAGGCCACUACCAGCGUACACGCUCCUGCACCAGCCCUGCGCCCUCCCCUGGUGAAGACAUCUGUCUUGGCCUGCACACGGAGGAGGCACUGUGCGCCACACAGCCCUGCCCAGAGGGCUGGUCGCAAUGGUCUGAGUGGAGCGUGUGCACCGAGGAUGGAACCCAGAGCCGCAGCCGGAACUGUGAGGAGCUGGUCCCAGGGCCCACCUCCUGUGCCGGGAACAGCAGCCAGAGUCGCCCCUGUCCCUACAGUGAAAUUCCUGUGAUCCUGCCAGCGUCCAGCAUGGAGGAGGCCACUGGCUGUGGAGGGUUCAAUAUCAUCCACCUGGUGGCCACCGGUGUCUCUUGCUUCCUGGGCUCCGGGCUCCUGACCUUGGCUGUGUACCUAUCCUGUCAGCACUGCCAGCGACAGUCCCAGGAGUCCACGCUCGUCCAUCCCACCACCCCCAACCACCUGCACUACAAGGGCGGGGGCACACCUAAGAAUGAGAAGUACACACCUAUGGAGUUCAAGACCCUGAACAAGAAUAACCUGAUCCCCGAUGACAGAGCCAACUUCUACCCGUUGCAGCAGACCAACGUAUACACAACCACCUACUACCCAAGCCCGCUGAACAAACCCAGCUUCCGGCCCGAGGCCUCGCCUGGACAACGGUGCUUCCCCAACAGCUGA